CCACACCACACCCUUGAUAGAUGUCCACCCUUUGAGUUUAGUGGUCAGUGAAGCCUUUCGGUUUGGCCCCGUGGCCGAAAAUUCAACUGCAGCGGGCCGCCACUUGAGGAUCUCUUGUCUCUGCGUAUGAUUUAGUUUGCGAACGGGAUGGAAGUGGAGAACUUGGGGGAAGCCGGUGGAGCUGCGCUGAUGGCGCCAAAUCUGACGUUCCAGUGUGUCUUCUGUCACGCUGACUUCGACCUGCCAACCGACCUGGCGCACCACAUGCGGAUCUUCCACGAUGAUCCGCCCUACGAUGAUCUGGAGGAUGACUGUGAUUACCUGGCCCUGAUGGAGCCCAUCUGCGAACUGAGGCAGGACGAUGCCGAGCUGAACUUGCUUCAGGGCAGCGACGAGAACUCCUCGGGCUCCAGCAACGGUGUGGCUCACGGGCCGGGCAGAGGACGUCCGCGGGAGACGGCCGACGAGCUGGAGUCUGGCAGUACGCAAGAGUGCUUCUUUCAGUGCACCGUGUGUGAGAAAUCAUUCAAGUUCGCCGGCGAUCUGGCCAAGCACGUGCGCUCACACACACAAAACAAGCCGUAUCAGUGCAGCGUCUGUGAGAAGACGUUCACACACAUCGGCAGCCUCAACACACACAUCCGCAUCCACAGUGGCGAGAAGCCGUAUAAGUGCCAGCAGUGCGACAAGGCCUUCACGCAGUCCAGCAGCCUCAUGGUGCACAUCCGGUCGCACUCCACAAAGAAGCCGCACCAGUGCAGCAUCUGCGAGAAGGGCUUCGUCAACAGCAGCAGUCUGGUGCUCCACAUGCGCCUGCACAGCCAGGCGGAGCCCUUUCCGUGCCCGCGCUGCGACAAGACUUUCAAGGCCGCCCAAACGCUCCAGGAGCACAUGAUCCUGCACACGGAGACGCCGCUGUAUCAGUGCACCAUCUGCCGGCGCGCCUUCCACCACGCCAGCGAGCUGGUGCAGCACAUGAAGUGCCACACUGGCGAGAAGCCCUUCCAAUGCAGCAUCUGCGAGAAGAGCUUCACGCAGCCCGGCAGCCUGAACACCCACAUGCGCAUCCACACGGGCGAGAAGCCAUUCCGCUGCCCGGAGUGCGACAAGUCCUUCACACAGGCCUCCAGUCUGUCCGUGCACAUGCGGAUCCACUCGGCCAGGGACAAGCCCUUCACGUGUCGCGAGUGUGGCAAGUCCUACAGUCAGCAGGCCUACUUCAACAAGCACAUGGCCAUCCGGCACAACGUGGCGCGCCACGGCGAGGAGUGCACGGAGUGCCGGCGCACCUUCGACAGCCCCGUGGCCAUGUCCAGGCACAUGGUGAAGGCGCACCCGCAAAUCUAUCAGUGCUCCAUUUGCCGUUCGCAGUUCAACCACUCAGACGAUCUCGUCACGCAUCUCAGGGGUCACUUUAAGGAUUAGCCG
Messenger RNA from Phlebotomus argentipes, 1428 nucleotides. Its product is annotated as zinc finger protein 664. Gene Ontology annotation, cellular component: nucleus. The transcript has 2 exons. Bases 148 to 1425 code for a protein of 425 amino acids. The record is from RefSeq and is a predicted model, not a curated record. Lineage: Eukaryota; Metazoa; Arthropoda; Insecta; Diptera; Psychodidae.